AUGACACAAUAUAAUGAGACUGAAGUCAAGGGCUUCUAUCUCCUGGGAUUUGGAGUCCGGCAUGAUAUUCAGUAUGUCCUCUUCAUUGUGUUUCUUGUUAUCUACAUGACAUCCAUGGUGGGCAACACUGGGAUGAUCCUCCUCAUCAACACUGACUCCAGACUUCAGACCCCCAUGUACUUCUUCCUACAACAUCUGGCUUUUGUUGAUAUCUGUUAUACAUCUGCUAUUACUCCCAAGAUGCUACAAAACUUUGUAGUGGAAGACAGAUCCAUAUCAUUUGGAGGGUGUGUAGUGCAACUACUGAUCUAUGCAACCUUUGCUACUUGUGACUGCUACCUCCUGGCAGCUAUGGCAGUAGACCGCUAUGUAGCCAUCUGCAAACCACUUCAUUAUCCUAUACUCAUGUCCCGAAAAGUCUGCAUCCAGAUGGUAGCUGGUUCCUAUCUCAUUGGAUCAAUAAAUUCUUCAGUACACACAGGAUUCACAUUUUCAUUGUCAUACUGUAAAUCUAAUCACAUCAAUCACUUUUUCUGUGAUGUCCCCCCAAUUAUUAGCCUUUCCUGCUCCAACAUUGACACCAAUAUCAGACUUCUUAUUUUCUUUGUUGGAUUUAACCUAAUAUUCACUGUGUUGGUUGUUAUCUUCUCUUACAUAUACAUCAUGGCUGCUAUUCUAAAGAUGUCCUCUACUGCAGGGAGGAAGAAAACCUUCUCCACGUGUGCCUCCCACCUGACAGCAGUCACCAUUUUCUAUGGAACCCUUGCUUACAUGUACUUACAGCCUCAUUCGGAGAAUUCUGAGGAGAACAUGAAAGUGGCCUCUGUAUUUUAUGGCAUUGUGAUUCCCAUGCUGAACCCUCUGAUCUAUAGCUUGAGAAAUAAGGAGGUCAAAGAUGCGAUAAAAUUGACAAGAAAAAAGUUAUUUAGAUCUGGCCCACAGAAAUAA
Messenger RNA from Rattus rattus (black rat), 948 nucleotides. RefSeq names its product putative olfactory receptor 5AK3. Gene Ontology annotation, biological process: G protein-coupled receptor signaling pathway; sensory perception of smell. NCBI's taxonomy places the organism in Eukaryota, Metazoa, Chordata, Mammalia, Rodentia, Muridae. The record is from RefSeq and is a predicted model, not a curated record. Gene Ontology annotation, molecular function: olfactory receptor activity; G protein-coupled receptor activity; odorant binding. Gene Ontology annotation, cellular component: membrane. The transcript has a single exon. The coding region runs from base 1 to 948 and encodes 315 amino acids.